AUGGCCAACCAGUCGUGGAGCAAGGAGUGUUGUACACACAUGCACGUGUCAGGGUGGACCACUUUUUGGCCUUCUCCCAAGAUGAUCUUGGACAUUAUUUUAUUUUGGGAGAAGUGAUCUCUGCUAAGAGAAUGUAGCUUUGAUUUAUAUUCUGCUCAAUUGCCAAAAUAUUUCUAAUGUAGGACUAAAGCUUCUCAUGUGUUUAAAGGUAGUCGUUUAGAGCACAGUGUCAUCUAGUGAUGUUUAGAGAGCUAUGUCAUGAGAUAAGCCAAAUCUUGGAAUAGGUGAGCCGUCAUGAUACUAGAUGUGUGAAGUAAUCCAUUGGCGGUUCGCGAAUCCGACGACACUUAGCAUGCAUGUGGCCAUAAAUGAUAAUCCGACAACUAAGGAGGUGCCACAGUACUAAGGACUUAAGUUCCUAGUCGGCAAUAGUUCGUGAUAGGUUGAUCUUGCAUUGCUCAACACGCCACAUGACCAAGCACAUCUGAUCCAACGGCUCAUGAAGCACCACAAUACUAAGAACUUAAGUUCUCACACGUAUCCAUAUUAGGAAUAUAAAAAUAAUAAUCAAUUAUUUUCUAGUAAAAUGUAUAUUAUUCAUUAUAUUUAAAAAUUCCGACAAUAGUCACAAAUAUGGAAAUCCAUUCUUCUCUCCUUUCGCGUGAUCAAUGCCUUCAACGAUUGGCGAGCUCGUUCCUUCCUCCUCCGACUACACUCAAGGCCUCCAAUGAGUGAUCAACUCUUCCCUCCCUCCUCAGACGAUAGUGACAAUGUGGUUGACCCCUUGACGUGACUUAGUCAUUGUAUAUUAAAUCACGCAAAUAUAAAAUUUAUAAAACUAGAAAAUAUAAAUUUUCGGAUAUUUAGAAGUAUUUAUGAACAAAUAUAUCAAGUAUAAUUCAAUAAAACUUCCAAAAAUAGCGAUAAUUUUCCAAGUCGAUCACAAGGAUGUAAUAUAAUAUCUGGUAAUUAUUCAAAAUUUUUCUCAAAGAAUACUAUUUUUUAUGAAUUUUAUACUAAGAAAUAAAAAGGAAAUAUAUUUCAAAUUCACGGAAAAAGAAAAUAAGGGUGCGGACGUCAGGAUGAUGUCAGUGCUCAGUGAACGUGAAUUGGGCAGAAACAGAGUUCUGCUCGAUGAUUCUUACGUAUGCGAUUAUAGAUGAUUUAAUUGAUCAAAUUAAGAUCUGUAAAAGCCGAAAGAAUCGUAAUGAAAUGAAAUAUAUCUUGGUAAAUUUAAAAUCAACAAAUUAUCACUAAAUGAAAUGAAAAUUAAGUUGAAAGCAAGAAAAUAGAGUUCCGGCAUCGCGGCGGUGAUGCACCAGAAUCCUGAGCAUUCAGGAGGAUAGUCGUGUAGUGUCCACGGCCUCGAAGGCUCUCCUUUAACAAGGACAAUGUGGGCAAUCUCUAGAUCUCUUCGCGAAGUCUAGAGAUCAAUAAAAUGGGUUGUUGAAUCGUCUCCGGCGGCUGUCACCUGGCGAAGCGGAAAAAUGGCGACUUUGCGGCUCUCCGACGGCUGUCACCCAACGGAGAGGAGCUGGAUGGAGGUGGGGCGCGUGUUAGGGAGCUUCAUCCUCAAGUCCGCACAGCAAGAGAAGGCUCUUCAUCACAUCUGGUACACUCUUAGGAGGUGACGGCUCGUCUCCCGGCAGAUCGUCCUCUUCCUGACGACGGCUUGUUUGUCGAUCAAUCGGAGAUGUUUUACUCGAUGGAUUCGCGGUCCUUUUAUCGCGAAUCGUUAAGUAAUUUUAGUAACAAUGCUCCGCAAAUCGUGCUAACGAGAUUUUUGCCAAUGAUCCAGCGAUUAUGGUUGCUUAAUCCUUCACCAGCGAUUUGCAGGAAAGUUGCGAUAAUCAGAUAAAAAAAAAAGAGUUUUGGCUCUAGGAGGAUUCGAACCCGUGCCGGUUGCCUGCCCUUUAUGGGGAAGGUGACGUGGGUUUAGUCCCACAUCGGUUGUGCACUGAAAUUUCUAGCGAAUAUAAACUAAUAUUACAUUCCCGAUCAUGUCCCUUUCUCACGUGUGUACGACCACUCCUUGCCCCACAGCCGACUGGCCACCGGUGAUGUGGAAGGGGAGUGGCGCACACAUGCCCCCAUCAGUUCAAGCCGCUCGAGCCCCUACUCGCAGCUACUUCUCGACUGCGCUUCCGACUUGCUCGCGGGCGCCGGCUGGCUGGCGGGUCUCCCCAUUUUGCAAUUUUUUUUUUUUCUUUCUUUUUCUUCAUUUAUCUCAAAAGUAAGACUGUAAAAAUCAUAUAAAUUCGUAUAAAAUCACAUAAUUACCCAAAAAUCACAUUAAUCAACUGAAAACCACUUUUUACACUUUAACACAAAUAUAAGUCUAUUUAUCAUGAGUUAAGACUAAAACUAUAUUAUUUACAAAUUAUUAACUCAUGAUAAUGAAGACUUAUCACACCCCCCAACUUAAAUCAUUGCUAGUCCCUUAGCAAUGGAAUUACGAAAAUAAAAAUUUACAAAUCUCAAAAAUUAUAUUUCAAUACAUAAAAAAAAAUACAAUUAGAAAUGAUGCACCUUUAGACACUUUGGACUCUUAUAUCAAAUAUUUAAGAAUGAUGUCAAGCACUUAAAUGUUUAAACACUCCUUGGAAUAACAAUCUAGACUUCACUUCUUCUAUUCACAUCUUUAUCAUGUCUUCACUCAUAGAUAGAUUUACAAAAUGUUCCAAUUAUCAAUAAUCAUCUAAGAAUAAUAUUGAUCCUACAUUUCCCUUUUUCCAUGGCUUGAUUUUUGAAGUGUGCACUAUAUUUCUUCCUCUUUUUUUUUAUAUAUAUAGUGGAUAAGUAGCUUUUACUGUAGACAAAUUUCGACAAUAAGAAUGAUGUCUCACACCCUCCAUAUGUACUCUUCAUUUUCAAGGCUUUCACUUUAUCCACUUAUUUUGCAGCAAAUGUUUUUCUAUACACGAUUUUCGACAAUGAGAAUGAUGUCUCACACCCUCUAUGUGUACUCUUCGUUUCUAGAUUUUUCACAUUUCUCUCUCUCUUUUUUUUUUAAAUAAGUGAUUUCUCCUCACAAGUCCUAUAGAUCUGGGUGCAAAAAUCUCUAUUAAACUCAAAUGAUCAAUCAAAUUUUCACAUCAAGUAAAUACUAUCCAUCAAGAUCAUGAAGUGAAAAUUUGUAAAAUCAAAUCUAUGCUAUCUAUCAUGUAUCCAAGGAGUAUUCCAAUAUUUCAUGCUACUUGAUCAUUCUUUUGACUCAAUAAUAAUCUUCCUAGUAUCUUUUGGUAUCAAUCAAUCUAAUUGAUUUAAUUUUUCAUGCAUGCAAUAUGAUGUAAGAAAUUUAUAAAUUAGAUAGUUCUGACAGUUCUGUUUUCUAUUUUCAGUUCUAUUUUUAGCAACAAUAAAUUUGUCAAAAAUAAAUCAAAACUAUCCUCUUUAUAGCUGUAAUUUCGAAUUUCAGUAAUAUAUGUCUAGGGAAUUGAAAUGUGAGAAAAGGGUCUCUAGAAUUUCAAAUUUUGGGUUGUUUUUUGUCUAUUGUUUUUGACAGUCUCUUGUUCCUGACAGAAAACCAGAAAAUAGAUGUUGCAGUUUUCUAAAUUUUAUUUUAUUUUUUAGUUUUUCAGUUUCUGUUCUAAUGCAAACACAUGUUCUUAAUCAUCCUACAGCAUAAAUUAAUAAUGAAUACUUCACCCCCCAACUUAAAAAUGACAUUAUCCUCAAUGACACAAAAAAAUCGAAAUAGAAUAUAUAGAAAAUAUAAUUUUCAAGUGAAGCAUGCAUAUAUGCAAAGUUAAGCAUUAAAAAUAUUGUCAUAAAUGAUAAAGCUUAGAAAGACAUCACCUCAACCUCAUUUUUAAUUUUCCACUUCAUCUUACACUCUUCCUCCUACACUUUUUCGAAAAAAACAAAUACAGAAACAAGUACUGCAAAAUUUUAAGAAAAACAGAGCUUAAAAAAAAUUCAAAUAGAGUGAAAUAAAAACCAUGGGUUGCCUCCCAUGCAACACUGAAUUUCAUGUCUUCAGCUGGACAGAUCUUAGAUCAUAUAAGAUGAUCUAUGGCCAUCAAAAUAUAUUUGUAUCUAAUAAGUUUUCAUUAUCAUAGGUUAAUAAUUAGUAAAUAAUAUAGUUUUAGCCUUAACUCAUGAUAAAUAGACUUAUAUUUGUGUUAAAGUGUGAAAAGUGGUUUUCAGUUGAUUAAUGUGAUUUUUUUGGGUAAUUAUUUGAUUUUAUACGAAUUUAUAUGAUUUUUACAGUCUUACUUUUGAGAUAAAUGAAGAAAAAGAAAUAAAACUAAAAUAUUGCAAAAUUGGGGGGACCCGCCGGCCAGCCGGGCCCGCAAGCGGGUCGGAAGCUUAGUCGGGGAGUAUCCGCGAGCAGGGGCUCGAGCGGCUUGGACCGAUAGGGGCACGUGUGCGCCACUCCCCUUCCACGUCACCGGUGGCCAGCCGGCUGUGGGGCAAGGAGUGGUCGUACAUGCGAGAGAAGGGACUUUGCUUAGAAAGCUAACAUUACUUUAUAUUCGCCUGAAAAAUCGGCGCACAACCGAUGUGGGACUAAACCCGCGUCACACCUUCUUCAGAAGGGCGGACAACCGGCGCGGGUUCGAAUCCUCCCAGAGUCAAAAUUCAUAUAUUUUUAUCUGAUUAUCGCGACUUUCCUGCAGAUCGCCGGUGAAGGAUUAAGCAACCAGAAUCGCUGGAUCAUCGGCGAAAAUCUCGUCAACGCGAUUCGCAGAGCAUUGCUACUAAAGUUGCUGAACGAUUCGCGAUAAAAGGAUCGCGAAUCCAUCGAGUAAAUCAUCUCCGAUUGAUCGACGAACAAGCCGUCGUCGGGAAGAGGACGAUCCGCCGGGAGACGAGUCGCCACCUCUUGAGAGCGUACCAGAUGCGAUGAAGAGCCUCCUCUUGCUGCGCGGACCUGAGGAUGAAGCUCCUUGACACGCGCCCCACCUCCAUCUAGCUCCUCUCCGUCGGGUGACAGCCGCAAAAGACUGCAAAGUCGCCAUUUUUCCGCUCCGCCGGGUGACAGCCGCCGGAGACGACUCAGCGACCCAUUUCAUUAAUUUCUAGACUUCACGAGAAGAUCUAGAGAUUGCCCACGUCGUCUUUGUCCAAGGAGAGCCUUCGAGGUUGUGGACACUGCACGACGAUCCUCCCGAACGCUCAGGAUUCCGGUGCAUCGCCGACGCAUCGCCGUCGCGACGCCGGAAUUCUGUUUUCCUGCUUUCAAACUUACUUUACUCUUCAUUUAGUGAUACUUUUUGUGAUUUUAAUUUACCAAAAUAUACUUUGUUCUAUUACGAUUCUUCCGGCUUUUACAGAUCUUAAUUUGAUUAACUAAAUCGUCUAUAAUCGCUUUCGUAAGAAUCGCCAGGCGGAACUCUGUUUCCGCCCGAUCCGCGUUCGCCAGGCGCUGAUGUCAUCUUGACGUCCGCACCCUUAUUUCCUUCUUUUUCGUAAAUUUUAAAUAUAUUUCCUUUUCAUUUCCUAGUAUAAAAUUCAUAAAAAAUCGUAUUUAUUGAGAAAAAUUCUGAAUAAUUACCAGAUAUUAUAUUACAUUUCUGUGAUCAACCUGGAAAAUUACCGCUAUUUUUGGAAGUUUUUUUGAAUUAUAAUUGAUAUAUUUUUUCAGAAAUACUUCUAAAUAUCUGAAAAUUCGUAUUUUCUAGUUUUAUAAAUUUUAGAUUUGCGUGAUUUAAUAUACAACGACUGAGUCACGUCAGUAUCCCAAUGUAAGUUUCAUGAUAUUCUUUUUCAGAUUUAGUAUAAAUUCAUAUACUUCAUAUAUAUACCUUGACAUACUUUCAGUCAAAACAAAAUGGAAAUUAACAAAAGUUUCCCAAAAAUAAUAUUUUCAUUUUGAAAAGAAUUUUUCCUCAUUUCUAUCUUAUUUUUUAAAGCUCUCAUUCAUUAAUAAAUACAUUCUAUUAAUAGACCAUAAAAUGUGAUCAAGCCAUAUAAUUUUCAAAUUAGCUCUUACCCAAUCUAGAAUUUUUUCAUCUAAAUUGAUAUUUCUAAUUCUUCUAUUCAUCUAUUUCUUAAUAUCUUCUUUUAUCUGCAUAAUCUUCCCUUGCUCCAUUUUAUCUGCCAUACAUAUUUGUUCAAUUUGCGAGGAGUGAAAUAUUCCAAGCUUAGAAGUAAUUCUAAUGGGCUGUGGGUUUUGAAGGAUUGAAGGAUUGUCUUCUUUAAUCUCAGAUCUAAUGAAUUCAGUAAAAUUCAAAUUUUCUCCUCUAAAAUUAUCUCUAUAUUCAUAUCCAUUAUUUUUGUUUCUCCCCAUUAGUUGAAUCAACUCUUUUUCUAGCUUUUCGUUUCUCAACUCAUCAAAUUCUUCAUUUUUCCAAGAGCUAUCUUUUAAUUUUGAUAUAUGAUAUACAUCAUCAUCCUCACUAUCAAUAUCUAUGGCUGCAAAAUUAUGAUUAUAUUUAUUAAUUUCGUCUCCUACAUCUCCCAAAUCAACUGAUUUUUCCUCACUUGAAAUAUGUUUUUCUUCAUUUGUGUCCUUACUCCCUUCUACUAAAAUUUGGAUGAUUUUUCCAUGAUCAGCUGUUGUUUCUUCAUCUAAGGGCUCUUUCUCCUCAUCAUCCUCACUAUAUUCAUUCAUCAAUUGUGCGCAAUAAAUGAUUUUAUUCAAAUUUUCUGCUACUAUAUUUUCGGCCUUAAUAUUCUCAUUUACUUCUAAUGGCUCAUCAAUUUCUUCUAAUAAUUAGAAAUAAGGAUUAGGUAAAAUAUUCUCACUUAAUGUAUUCACUAUCCUAACAUUUUCAUUUCGUGCGUUUUUUUUAAAUUUAUCUAACUAGACUUUUCUUACUGAAAUCCUACUAUUAGAUAGUUUCCUGAAUUUUCUAUGAGUUGACUAGGUGGUUGUCCCUCUUCUCUGCUAUUCUCAAAAGUCUCUACAAUUUGUUUUUGGUGCAACAUUAUUUUAUUCAUAGUUUGUUGCAUCAUUUGGCUCAUUUGCUGCAUCAUUUUUAUAGCAUCAGGUUGGAUUUGAGAGGACUGAUUUUUCUGAAAUCUAUGUUCCUGUUUUGGACGAAAUUCAAAAUUUGAAUUGGAUCUAAGUGCUUCUGGAUUUUGAAUAUUAUUUGGGUUUCUCCACGAAAAAUUAUUCUCCCCCAAUUAGGAUUAUAAGAAUUAAAAAAAUAUUUCCUAUUUUUACUAAAAUCGUGGGGUACCUACACUUGUUCUUGUCUAGGAUGAUAUUGAAAUUCGAAAUGAUCAUUUUCACCAUACAUAGGACAUGUACUAUUUACAUUAAAUUGAGGGUUAAGAGGCUUUCUAAUAUUGUCAAUAAGUAAAUCAAGUUAUUCUAAUAUUUGAUUAAUCUAAUUAACCUCAUUUCUAAAUUUAGAAUCAUUAUCAUGAUGCGAUUCAUAAAUUCUUCUCUUCUUAUCUCUGUCAUAUAAUUCAAAAGAGGCUUGAUCUCUAGAAUUUUCACUUAAAUUCUCAUAAAGACUAUAAAUCUCAUCAGGGGUUUUCUCCAUCAAAGCUCCUCCACAUAUAGAAUCAACCAUAUUUUUAUGUUGUUCUAAUAAUCCAUCAUAAAAAAUUCUAUUGAGCUGCCACUUGGGUAUAGCAUGAUGAGGACACUUUCAAGUAAAUCUUUGAAUGUUUCCCAUGUCACAUGUAAAGUUUCUCCUAGUCUUUGAGAAAAAUUCUAUAUAUGUUUUCUCAUAUUUUGAGUUUUUCCUAAGGGAUAAAAUUUUCGAAGAAAGGCCUAUUCUAUAUCUUUCUAGCUAGUUAAUUAUCUAUCUAAUAUGGAUAGUUAAUGGCUAACUUUGUCCCUAAGUAUAUGAGGAAAUAAUUUCAUCUUAAUAAUUUCCGAUGUAACUUGAGGGAGAUUUACUAAAUCACAUACCAUAUAAAAUUUUUCUAAGUGCUGAUGAGUUUCUCUAAAGGCAAUCCAUGAAAAUUAGGGAGCAUUUGAAAAAAAAUUGGAUUUAUUUCGAAUUUAAUAGUUGGUGCUAAUGGGACUCUAAUAUUAGAUGCUCUUUGAAAUGAAUAAGGGAUAUAAUGAUUUUUCAUGGCCAUAGGAUUGCUCUCAGUUUGACCUGUACUUCAAGAUCCAUCAAAAAUCAUUUUUCUUUUGGAUUUUUAGUUUUGAAAGAAAUAAUGAAAGGAUUUUCUAGCCUUAGAUGCAAGGAUCUUCUACCAUGCAUAAAAAAAUCGGUAAAUUCGAGGGAAAAGUUUAGUAAUUGUUACCCUCCUUCAGCAUGCUCCAAUCCUUGCCUUGCCCUUUUGGUUCCCUUUUUCUAAAAAAAAUUUCGGCAAGAAGAAAAUAAAACAAGAGUUAAUUUUUUUUGUGUACUCUAAGAGAAAAAUAGAAAAACACUAAAUACUAUGCAAUACAUCCCUGACAACGGCACCAAAAGUUGACGUGACUUAGUCAUUGUACAUUAAAUCAUGCAAAUUUAAAAUUUAUAAAACUAGAAAAUACGAAUUUUCAGAUAUUUAGAAGUAUUUCUGAAAAAAUAUAUCAACUAUAAUUCAAUAAAACUUCCAAAAAUAACACUAAUUUUCCAGGUCGAUCACAGGGAUAUAAUAUAAUAUCUGGGAAUUAUUCAGAAUUUUCUAAAAAGAAUACUAUUUUCUAUGAAUUUUAAACUAAGAAAUGAAAAGAAAAUAUAUUUAAAAUUCACAAAAAAGAGAAAUAAGGGUGCGGAUGUUAGGAUGACGUCAGCACGCGGCGAACGCGAAUCCAGCAGAAACAGAGUUCCACCCGGUGAUUCUUACGUAAGCGAUUACAGACGAUGUAAUUGAUCAAAUUAAGAUCUAUAAAAGCCAGAAGAAUCGUAAUGGAAUGAAGUAAAUCUUGGUAAAUUUAAAAUCAACAAAUUAUCACUAAAUGAAACGAAAAUUAAGUUGAAAGCAGGAAAACAGAGUUCCGACGUCGCGGUGGCGAUGCGUCGGCGAUGCACUAAAAUCCUGAGCAUUUAGGAGGAUCAUCGUGUGGUGUCCACAGCCUCGAAGGCUCUCCUUGGACAAGGAUGACGUGGGCAAUCUCUAGAUCUCCUUGCGAAGUCUAGAGAUUAAUGAAAUGGGUCGUCGAGUCGUCUCCGGCGGCUGUCACUCGGCGGAGUGGAAAAACGGCGACUUUGUGGCUCUCCGGCGGCUGUCACCCAACAGAGAGGAGCUGGAUGGAGGUGGGGCACGUGUCAGGGAGCUUCAUCCUCAAGUCCACGCAGCAAGAGGAGGCUCUUCAUCGCAUCUAGUAUACUCUUAGGAGGUAGCGACUCGUCUCUUGGCGGAUCGUCCUCUUCCCGACGACGACUUGUUCGUCGAUCAAUCGGAGAUGCUUUACUCGAUGGAUUCGAAAUCCUUUUAUCACGAAUCGUUCGAAAAUUUUAGUAACAAUGCUCCGUGAAUCGCGUUGAUGAGAUUUUCGUCGAUGAUCCAGCGAUUCUGGUUGCUUAAUCCUUCACCAGUGAUCUGCAGGAAAGUUGCGAUAAUCAGUAAAAAAAAAUAUGAGUUUUGGCUCAGGAGGAUUCGAACCCCCGCCGGUUGCCCACCCUUUCUGGGAAAGGUGACGCGGGUUUAGUCCCACAUCAGUUGUGCGCCGACGUUUCUGGUGAAUAUAAAGUAAUAUUACAUUUCCGAUCAAGUCCUUUUCUGGCACGUGUACGACCACUCCUUGCCCCACAGCUAGCUGGGCACCGGUGACGUGGAAGGAGAGUGGCGCACACGUGCCCCCAUCGGUUCAAGUUGCUCGAGCCCCUGCUCGCGGCUCCUGCCCGACUACGCUUCCGACCCACUUGUGGGCCCAGCUGGCCGGUGCCCCCCCCCCCAUUUAGUCAUAUUUUUAUUUUUAUUUCUUUUUCUUCGUUUAUCUCAAAAGUAAGACUGUAAAAAUCGUAUAAAAUCACAUAAUUACCCAAAAAUUCACGUUAAUCAAUUGAAAACCACUUUUCACACUUUAACACAAAUAGAAGUCUAUUUAUCAUGAGUUAAGGCUAAAACUAUAUUAUUUACUAAUUAUUAACUCAUGAUAAUGAAGACUUAUCACAGACAAAGCACAUCGAGAUUAACUACCACUACAUCUAGGAAAAGGUAAUGUCAAGUGUUAUCUUUACUCUGUACAUUAUCUUAUCUCAUUAGCUUGCAAACGUCUUCACCAAGAGUCUUGUGGGGAUCUUAGAUAAUACAUAAAUAAUGCAUUAUAUAUAUGAUAUGUUGCAUUAAAGCUCAUGAUCUUAAGAUGUAAAUUUAUUGAUUUACUAAUGAAUUCUCAUAUUUAGGGCACGUAUUGACAUUCAUACACAUCUUACAUAUUUCAUUUGUUUCUCAUUAGAUUAUACAUUUUUAGAUACUUGAUGUACAUUGUGUGAGAACAUGAUGUAAUUUUUUGUCUUCUAACCAUGUGAGCUUCAUAUGCUAAGCAUUAACUUUCAGCUUAUUAAGGAGCAAAGAUCACACUUGGUCAUUGAGUGAAGAAUUAUGAGUUUAAGACUCAUAAUCACAUAAUGAGAAGCAAGUAAAGUGGGCUCAAAUGAAGAGUUGUGGGCAUAAGGCCCAUAUUCACUUAGAGGAUGUCAUCCAAAGAGAGAGGAGGAUCCAUUGCCCACUUAAGUGGAAGGGAGUAUUGAUCCAAUGGCUGAGAUGUAUACUUGGCACACGAUAAGACACAAAAGAGGAUCCACUAUCUACACAAGAAGGGAGUGGCUUAGUCAUUGAUUUAAGGAUUAAUCGCAUUGUAAAAAUUAGAGAGAGAAAGAAGGGCAUCGUCGUAUACAUACCAUGUAUCAACGAUGAAAAACGGAACUUAUCUUAGUGAAAGUUCAAGUGAUUGUUGUCCUAGUAGGGUUUGGAGGGUCCCAAGCUCUAUUCCUCGCAAUCGGAGGUGUGUCAUAUAUUCAUCAUCAGAUGAUUCACCUUGAACAAGAUUCUCUCCCAUGGCUAGCAGCUAUCGCCUCCUCUUGGUGGAAAUAAGGAAGGAGGGUGGUGAUAAUUGAUAAGUCUUCAUUAUCAUGAGUUAAUAAUUAGUAAAUAAUAUAGUUUUAGUCUUAACUCAUGAUAAAUAGACUUAUAUUUGUGUUAAAGUGUGAAAAGUGGCUUUUAGUUGAUUAACGUGAAUUUUUGGGUAAUUAUGUGAUUUUAUACAAUUUUAUAUGAUUUUUACAAUCUUACUUUUGAGAUAAAUGAAGGAAAAGAAAUUAAAAUAAAAAUAGCAAAAUGGGGGGGACCCGCUGGCCAGCCGGGCCUACAAGUGGGUCGGAAGUGCAGUCAGGCAGGAGUCGUGAGCAGGGGCUCGAGCGGCUUGAACCGAUGGGGGCACGUGUGUGCGACUCCCCUUCCACGUCACUAGUGGUCAGCCGGCUAUGGGGCAAGGAGUGGUCGUACAUGCGCGAGAAAGGGACUUGAUCGGAAAUGUAAUAUUCUUAUAUAUUCGCCAAAAACUUCGGCCCACAAACGAUGUGGGACUAAACCCGCGUCACCUUCCCUAGAACGGGCAGGCAACCAGCACAGGUUCGAAGCCUCCUAGAGCCAAAACUCAUUUUUUUUUAUCUGAUUAUCGCAACUUUCCUGCAAAUUGCCGGUGAAGGAUUAGGCAACCAAAAUCGCUGGAUCAUCGGCGAAAAUCUCAUCAACGUGAUUCGUGGAGCAUUGUUACUAAAAUUUCCAAAUGAUUCGUAAUAAAAGGAUUCCGAAUCCAUUAAGUAAAGCAUCUCCAAUUGAUCAACGAACAAGGCGUCGUCGGGAAGAGGAUGAUCCGUCGGGAGACGAGUCGCCACCUCCUGAGAGUGUACCAGAUGCGAUGAAGAGCCUCCUCUUGCUGUGCGGACCUGAGGAUGAAGCUCCCUGACACGCACCCCACCUCCAUGCAGCUCCUCUCCGCUAGGUGACAGCCGCUGGAGAGCCGCAAAGUCGCCGUUUUUCCGCUCCGCCGGGUGACAGCCGCCGAAGACGAUUCAAUGACCUAUUUCAUUGAUCUCUAGACUUCGCAAGGAGAUCUAGAGAUUACCCACGUUGUCUUUGUCCAAGGAGAGUCUUUAAGGUUGUGGACAUUGCACGACGAUCCUCCCGAAUGCUCAGGAUUCCGGUGCAUCGCCGACACAUCACUGCCGCGACACUGAAACUCUAUUUUCCUGCUUUCAACUUACUUUAUGCUUCAUUUAGUGAUAAUUUAUGUGAUUUUAGUUUUACCAAAAUAUACUUCGUUCAAUUACGAUUCUUCCGACUUUUACAGAUCUUAAUUUGAUCAAUUAAAUCCUCUAUAAUCGCUUAAGUAAGAAUCGUCGGGUGGAACUCUGUUUCUGCCUGAUUCGCAUUCUCAGGGUGCCGACGUCAUCUUGACGUCCGCACCCUUAUUUUCCUUUUUCGUGAAUUUUAAAUAUAUUUCAUUUUCAUUUCUUAGUAUAAAAUUCAUAUAAAAUAGUAUUCUUUGAGGAAAAUUCUGAAUAACUACCAAAUAUUAUAUUACAUCCUUGUGAUCGACCUGGAAAAUUAGUACUAUUUUUGUAAGUUUUAUUGGAUUAUAAUUGAUAUAUUUUUUUUAAAAUACUUCUAAAUAUCUGAAAAUUCAUAUUUUCUAGUUUUAUAAAUUUUAUAUUUACAUGAUUUAAUAUACAAUGACUAAGUCACGUCAACUAGUAUAGAAGUAAGUCUUUAGUCAAACACACGGAGAUUGAUUAAUCUAUCGUAAAAACUAAUUUAGUUUUUAUAUAAAGUGAUUUUAAUAUUUUAAUAAUAUUUAAUAGAAAUAAUAAAAUAGAAUGGUGAGGUGUGAAGAAUAAAGGAAGGGAAGCGGAGAAAAGAAAGGAGGAAAUGGAAGAGAAGAGAGCUCUCACAAGAGAGAUAAGGGAUGAGAUUUCUUGUGAAAGGGAGAGAAAGAGAGUGGAGGAGAGAAAGCUCUCACGAGAGAGAUAAGGAAUGAGAUCUCUCGCGAAAAUGAGAGAAUGAGAGAAUGAGAGAAAGAGAGAAGAGGAGAGAAAGCUCACACGAGAGAGAGAAGCGAUGAGAUCUCUCACAAAAGAGAGAAAGAGAGAGAUCUCAUGAGAAAUGGAGAGAGAAGAGAGGUCUCAUGAGAGAGGGAGAGAGAUAAAUAAGACGAAAUUGAAGAAAAAGAGAAAUACAGUCAACCCAUUUUCUUGGACGAAUGUGUGCUCAAAGAUUCACACACAUGACAUGAGGUCAGCCAUGAAUGUCUCUAGUUUAUUUUAACAGUUGAAUACUCAUUAAUCAGCCUUUAAUCUCGGUGAUUUCACGUUCAAAAAUAGAAAAAUUCUCAUUUUUUGUGGAACACCAGGGAUAUGAAUACAGUGAGAUUCGAUUGUGAAAAUCAAUAAAAAACAAGUUGAAAACAAUCUUAACUUGAUCUCAGACGAGUUUUAGAGGAUUCAGAAGAAGAAUGAAGAUCAUUCAUGAAGUUUGAAUUAGUUCUACUUAUUUCAAUCAAAACAUGCAUGAAACGGAAAUAACUUGUCGUAAAAUAUAAAUAAAUGAUAAACGCAAGUAAGUAAAUACUAAAAAUAGGAAGUUAACUGAAGUGACUCAGUCGUUGUAUAUUAAAUCAUGCAAAUAUAAAAUUUAUAAAACUAGAAAAUACGAAUUUUCAAAUAUUUAGAAGUAUUUCUGAACAAAUAUAUGUAAUAUAAUAUCUGGUAAUUACUCAAAAAUUUUCUCAAUGAAUACGAUUUUCUAUGAAUUUUAUACUAAGAAAUGAAAAGGAAAUAUAUUUAAAAUUCAUGAAACAAGGAAAUAAGGGAGCGGGCGUCAGGAUGACGUCAGCACCCGGCGAACGCAAAUCGGGCAGAAACAAAGUUACGCCCGACGAUUCUUACGUAAGCGAUUAUAGACGAUUUAAUUGAUCAAAUUAAGAUCUGUAAAAGACGGAAGAAUCGUAAUGAAAUGAAGUAUAUGUUGGUAAAUUUGAAAUCAACAAAUUAUCACUAAAUGAAACGGAAAUUAAGUUGAAAGCAGGAAAACAGAGUUCCGGCGUCGCAACGGCGAUGCGUCGGAGAUGCACCGGAAUCCUGAGUGUUCGGGAGGAUCGUCGUGCAGUGUCCACGGCCUCGAAGGCUCUCCUUGGACAAAGAUGACGUGGGCAAUCUCUAGAUCUUCUCGCGAAGUUUAGAGAUUAAUGAAAUGGGUCGUCGAGUCAUCUCCGGCGGCUGUCACCCGGCGAAGCAGAAAAACAGUGACUUUGCAGCUCUCCGGCGGCUGUCACCCGACGGAGAGGAGCUGGAUGGAGGUGGGGCGCGUGUCAGGGAGCUUCAUCCUCAGGUCCGCGCAGCAAGAGGAGGCUCUUCAUCGCAUCUGGUACACUCUCAAGAGGUGGCGACUCGUCUCCCAGCAGAUCAUCCUCUUCCCGACGACGGCUUGUUCGUCGAUCAAUCGGAGAUGA
This is a messenger RNA of Spirodela intermedia, 14296 nucleotides long. Lineage: Eukaryota; Viridiplantae; Streptophyta; Magnoliopsida; Alismatales; Araceae. The record is from the annotation of a GenBank genome assembly.